AUGUCUACUGCACGUCCGCGUCCAAGGCCACGUCCAGUGGCAAAGCCUAAGACUGCAUCGUCGACAACAGUCGACCCAAAUUCAACACCAUCUCCAGUGCAACCCUCCUCUUCUACGAGCACAACGCAAAAUCCUAUUGCAGGGAACAAGUUAGAUGACGAAGAUUCUAUAUUCUUGCGUAAUCGCGGAAGAACCUCUCAAUGCUGGAACAAGCUUCGGGCAAUGACAAAGGACACUCCGUCCGACAAAGCUGAUGAGGACGACCUCGAUUGGGGUGAACAAACUGAACCGGAAUCUACCCCGAGGCAUCGCAAGAAGAAAUCAAAUAAACAGCAUGAAUUGCCUCGGUGGCAAACGGUGGACAUAGUUACUCUCCUUUCUUCAGAUAACGAAGAAGACGAUUUUGAAAUUACGGAAAACACACCAAGGAUCUCUUCUAACGAUUCGCCCCCCCGAAAACGAAAAAGAGACCGUAGCCGCUCGAAAUCUAUUACGCCACCCCCGCAACUUCCCAUACACCAACUCAAUAAUGCAAGGGCAUUGGUCAGACAAGCGCUUGCUGUUGCACCACCUCGGGCCCCGUCACCAAUUGAAAUUCCCGAUGACCCAACGGACACCUCUGACUUGAAUCCAGAACUCGCAAAAAUUGCCGAGGAAGUUCGUAGAAGGGCUGUAACAACCAAGAACAUGCCAGAACAAGGCGGCGGCCCUGAGCUAGUUAUCAUCAAGGUUCGAUGGCAGCCUCAUCCACUGAAUACAGCUGGCGCAAAGGAUGUUUGGAACUUUAAAAUGAAAAGACAUGACACAUUCCAGUACUUGUUUGAGGAGUUAGCAGACUUGGCCGCCGUCUUGGUAGACCAUCUUGUCGUCAGUCAUGAUGGAAAGCGUUUGUUUGCUUCAGGCACACCUCACAGUCUUCGAAUUUGGGCAGAAGGAGAGCUCGAAGCAUGUGAUCAAACAACUUGGGAUUACGUACGUGCUCAACGCCAUCAACAGGCUCCAAAGGCCGCUCAGUCGUCAAAGAAUUCACCGUCUCCGGAAAGAGAAUCAGACCCAGAGUCGGAAGCCGAGUCCACUGGCGGUGACAAAAUCAAACUGGUACUCAGAUCCGCGGCUACCGAGGAAAAUGUUAAUCUUACAGUCCGACCUACAACAACGUGUGGAGCCAUCGUGAAAGCGUUUCUCAAGGCAGCCGGUCUAUCCGAUCAAUAUCCUAUUUCUUCUUCAAAGGACAAGCAGACAGCACAAGCGAUACCUCAGCUAAUGGUUGACGGUGACAAGAUGGCAGAUGACAUGGAAAUCGGAGAGGCAGAUCUAGAUGAUGGAGAUCUGGUCGAAGUUGUCGGAUUGUGA
Messenger RNA from Suillus plorans, 1353 nucleotides. RefSeq lists its product as uncharacterized. The transcript is spliced from 6 exons. The record is from RefSeq and is a predicted model, not a curated record. Lineage: Eukaryota; Fungi; Basidiomycota; Agaricomycetes; Boletales; Suillaceae. Bases 1 to 1353 code for a protein of 450 amino acids.